UGAGGGGAGAAGUUCAAAACAGAGCUGGUUAACGUACCCCGUCCCGAAGCGAGCACCGAAGCUCCCCCUCCCUUCAGCCAUGCCGACCGAACGCACCCCUCUGAUCACCUCAGGUGUGUGUGGUCUGACAUUGACCACAUGCAGCGCCACGCCAGACUCCACCCAGGACCACAGCCCCGGAGAGCCGACCCAGAGCCCCCGAAGACUGAACACGUUCUUCGGGGUGAUGGUGCCGACCGUCCUCUCCAUGUUCAGCAUCGUGUUGUUUCUGAGAACAGGGUUCGUGGUCGGUCACGCAGGACUGCUGCAGGGUCUCCUAAUGAUUUUUGUAGCUUACACCAUCAUAUCACUCACGAUACUGUCCAUCUGUGCCAUCUCCACCAACGGUGCCAUACAGGGUGGAGGAGCCUACUAUAUGAUAAGUCGAUCCUUAGGGCCCGAGUUCGGAGGAAGCAUUGGUUUGAUGUUCUUCAUGGCCAAAGUGUUUGCGUGUGGAGAGUAUGUUCUGGGUCUUGUGGAGGCCAUAUUGAAUGUAUUUGGUGCAGAUGCUGAGUCCUUGGUGUCUGGCGGGGCGCGGGUGCUUCCUCAGGGUUACUGGUAUACGGUGCUGUACUCCACGGUGAUCCUCCUGCUGUGCCUCAUCGUGUGUCUGGUGGGCGCCCACAUUUACUCCCGUACCGCCUUUGCCAUCCUGCUGGUGGUCACCGUGUCGUUGCUGUCCAUCUUCAUCAGUUCUGUGGCAGUCAAACCUCAGGUGUUUGUCAUCGUUCACCAGGGACCCGGCAACCAAACCCUCCGCUACAACGCCAGCUACACGGGCUUCAGCGCCACCACGCUGAAGAACAACCUGGGCUCUGGGUAUUCUCUGGACUACAGCACCAACUCUGUCAUGUCUUUUGCCAGCGUGUUUGCUGUCAUGUUCACCAGCUGCACAGGCAUCAUGGCCGGAGCCAACAUGUCAGGGGAGCUGAAGACUCCGAGUGUUUCCAUCCCUAGAGGCACCAUCAUCGCUGUCUUUUACACCUUUGUGGUCUAUGUACUCCUCUUCAUCCUGGCCAGCGCUACGUGUGACAGGACAUUGUUGAUUCAAGACUAUGGAUUUUUUCAGCGAAUCAGCCUCUGGCCACCAUUGGUCACCGUAGGAAUAUACUGCGCAUCCUUGUCCGCUGCAAUGUGCGCCAUGAUCGGAGCUUCCCGCAUACUCCAUGCGCUUGCCGUGGAUCAUCUUUUUGGUUGGCCCUUGGCUCCAGCUGCCAUCACUUCAAACUCUGGGAACCCGUGGGUGGCAGUGCUGUACACCUGGGGCCUGGCACAGUGUGUGGUGUUUGCAGGGCAGCUCAACGCUGUGGCUGGUCUGGUGACUGUUUUCUACCUGCUUGCCUACGCUGCCGUUGAUCUGGCCUGUUUGGCUUUGGAGUGGGCAUCCGCACCAAAUUUCAGACCAACCUUCCAGCUCUUCUCCUGGCACACCUGCCUGCUGGGGAUUCUCAGCUGUCUGGUCAUGAUGUUCGUCAUUAACCCCGUGUAUUCAUCAGGCAGCAUCGUCCUGCUGUUGCUGCUGCUGCUUUUCCUCCACUACAGAUCACCCACAAGCAGCUGGGGCUACAUCAGCCAGGCUCUCAUUUUCCACCAGGUGCGGAAGUAUCUGCUAAUGUUGGACGUGAGGAAAGACCACGUGAAGUUCUGGAGGCCUCAGGUGUUGCUGAUGGUGGCCAACCCGCGCUCCUCCUGUCAGCUCAUCCUGUUCGUGAACCAGCUGAAGAAGGGGGGGCUGUAUGUGUUGGGUCACGUUCAGCUGGGAGAUCUGGACUCUCUGCCGUCAGACCCGGUCCAGACCAAGUACAACUUCUGGCUGAGCCUGGUUGAUAAACUUGGUGUGAAGGCCUUCGUAGACCUGACGCUCUCUCCUUCGGUCAGACAAGGAACUCAGCAUCUGCUGCGCAUCACAGGACUUGGUGGCAUGAAACCCAACAUGUUGAUUUUGGGUUUCUAUGACAACUGCGUUCCUGAUGACUUCUUCCUGCAAGACUCUGCCUUCUGUCAGUCUUCGGUCAAACAGGGCGGUGAGGAUGAGUAUAAUUUUGGGGUUGACCUGCCUUCGCUGCAAGCGUAUUUCCCCCCUGUCCGACACGUUGAAAGCCCGCGGUGGUUACAGCCCGAGGAGUACGUCGGCAUCAUUUCUGACGCCCUGAAGAUGAAUAAAAACGUCUGCCUCGGCCGAUACUUCUUCCAGCUGCAGGGGGAAAAUAAAGACAGCAAAACCGACGGGUCGGAGCGGAUUAUAGACGUCUGGCCUCUCAACCUGCUGCAGCCGGGCAGCUGCGACUAUCAGGACGUGUGCAGCCUCUUCCUGCUGCAGAUGGCCUGCGUGCUCAACAUGUCCAGCAAGUGGCGCCAUGCCAGAAUGAGGAUCUUCCUGAACGUGGAGACGGGCUCCGGCGAUCAGGGCUGGUUGGUCAACGAAGAGGCGUUCCGUGAACUGCUGAAGAAACUGAGGAUCAGGGCGUCCAUAAAAAUCGUGCCAUGGGACUCCACGGUGCAAUACUACACUGUGCCGGAGGGGGAGCGCUCUGCGGAGCCGGCGCCGCCUCUCUCCGAGGACUAUUUGUCAGCGGUGAACUCCAUGUUGAUGGAGCGCAGCUUUCAGGCUGCCGUUCGCUUCCUGUAUUUACCUCGGCCCCCUGCUGCCCGCAGUCAGUCGCAGCAGUACUUGUCUCAGCUGGAAGCGGUGACCAACGGUUUGGGGCCAACGCUGCUGAUUCAUGGGGUCACACCGGUCACUUACACAGAUCUCUGA
This is a messenger RNA of Nematolebias whitei (Rio pearlfish), 2797 nucleotides long. It is a transcript of the gene slc12a9, whose product is annotated as solute carrier family 12 member 9. Gene Ontology annotation, molecular function: potassium:chloride symporter activity. The record is from RefSeq and is a predicted model, not a curated record. Gene Ontology annotation, cellular component: membrane. NCBI's taxonomy places the organism in Eukaryota, Metazoa, Chordata, Actinopteri, Cyprinodontiformes, Rivulidae. Gene Ontology annotation, biological process: potassium ion import across plasma membrane; chloride ion homeostasis; cell volume homeostasis. The transcript has 14 exons. The coding region runs from base 80 to 2797 and encodes 905 amino acids.